GCCGCGUCAUUACUGAGAGACCUACUUACUCGCCAUAUCCCUCGCGUAUCAACAACGCGUCUUCCUUUAUUUUACUUCGUCCUUUGCUUUUUCCGUUAUCCAAAACAACACGAUUCACGACGCCUUCUCCUUUUGCAUUUCUUUUCACAAAAUUCGAGGAACAACUUUUUCAUAAAUUUCAGUCCUUUUUUCUCUGUGUGUGUGUUUGUGUAAGAGAGAUUGUUAGUUAUCGUAUUUUGUAAGGCAAUCUCCAUUAACAGCACACCUUUGUUCUUCUUCUUCUUCUUCUACCCAAUCAAUUCUGCCGGCUGUUUUUGUUUUUGUUUUUCUUUUUUAUCUCCUCGCCUCGGUUUUAGCAAAACACCCUUCUUUUUUUAGUUAUCUUCUUCCUCAAGCAAAUUCUUUUCUUCUGUGAUCUUUUUUGGAGAUUAAACACAAAAAAAAGUUGGGAUUUUUUUUUUCAUUUCUUGUUUGAGGUUGUGAUGAUGAGAAGGGGGGAGCGAGAUCAGCAGCACCAAUCUAGGGUUUUUUACGAUCUAUCUUCUCUUGUUUUGAAUCUUCUCCGUUCACCUCCUAUGCCUAUAUCUUUCCCCGACGAUCAGUUCUCCGAUCCGCCUCCUCGUAGAAUUCGUCCUCGUCCUCCUCAUACCUCUUUGCAUCAUCGUUUCUCGUCGUCGUCUCCUUCGUUGGCCCAUAUUUCACCGUCUGGGUUCGCGUCUUUGCUGCUUGGUAUAUCUGUGGCUCUUAUGCUUUGUGGAUCUGUUACUUUCUUCAUCGGCUUUCUUUUGUUGCCUUGGGUUCUCGCUCUUAUCAUGGUUUUCUAUGUCGCUGGGAUCGUCUCCGCCAUUUCCAUGGUUGGGAGGUCCAUUCUCUGUUACGUCUUGACCCCUCCAUCUCCCUCCGGAAAGGAGAUUUCUGAUUGGAAGCUUUUGUGAAGUGACAAACCAAAAAA
Camelina sativa (false flax) is the source of this 952-nucleotide messenger RNA. RefSeq lists its product as uncharacterized. The record is from RefSeq and is a predicted model, not a curated record. NCBI's taxonomy places the organism in Eukaryota, Viridiplantae, Streptophyta, Magnoliopsida, Brassicales, Brassicaceae.